This is a messenger RNA of Centruroides sculpturatus (bark scorpion), 505 nucleotides long. RefSeq lists its product as uncharacterized. The coding region runs from base 62 to 475 and encodes 137 amino acids. The transcript has 3 exons. The record is from RefSeq and is a predicted model, not a curated record. Lineage: Eukaryota; Metazoa; Arthropoda; Arachnida; Scorpiones; Buthidae.
GAAAUUUUCUGUAUUCAUUGAAGAGUUUUCAUAAGUUUGCUCGCUGAGGAAUUCGUUUGACAUGACGCUACUCGGAUCCUUGUUGCACAUGAGUUGUGUUUUAACAGUGUUAUACUUAAUAGUAGGGAGUAAUUAUGGCAAACUCGUAUAUAAUGGAAAAUUAGAGAAGUUGAACAAUAAACACGAUGGGGCAACUACCACUAAUUUACCACACGAUUACUCAUAUGAAUCGAAACUUGAUAAAAUUCGAAAGGAAGCUAAGAAAAAAUGGCGAAACAUAAGAGACUAUUUCUUCAAAAAUGAUUCCAUGAAUACAGAAGUUGAAGAGUCGAUGCCUUUUCCUUACACAAUGAGUUUGACGAAUGAGGACACGAACGAAGUCAAGCAAAAUAGAGACAUCUUAGUGGAAAUUUUACUUUCCGUUUAUGACAGUAUGAAUUUAAUGUCGCGACUGCUUGAAGGACUUUUUAAUUAAUGGACUGUAAACAAUUAUAGUUUGUAUAUC